Sciurus carolinensis (gray squirrel) is the source of this 2728-nucleotide messenger RNA. RefSeq names its product keratinocyte proline rich protein (gene Kprp). NCBI's taxonomy places the organism in Eukaryota, Metazoa, Chordata, Mammalia, Rodentia, Sciuridae. The record is from RefSeq and is a predicted model, not a curated record. The transcript is spliced from 2 exons. The coding region runs from base 89 to 1999 and encodes 636 amino acids.
AUAAAGACAGUCCUCUGCUUAGAUGCCUCAGCCUGAAUGAUCGAGUGCCUGCUGAGGAGGGUCCCACUCACCUACCUACAUCAGGACCAUGUGUGACCAGCAGCAGAUUCAGUGUUGCCUGCCACUCCCCCAGUGCUGUGUCAAGGGUUCCUCCUUCGGCCCCUCCCAGUUCCCCUAUGCCAAUAACCAGGUGCUGGUUCAAGCCCCUUAUGAGAUGCAAAUUUUGGAGUGUCCUGCACUAUGCCCAGUUCAAAUUUCCCAGACUCCAUGCCAGUCUAAGACUACGGAGGUGAAGAGCCAAGUUUCAAGCCAGUCUAAGACCACCCAGGUGAAGAGCCAGGCUUCAGGCAAAUCUAAAACCACACAGGUGAAGAACCAGGAUCCAUGCCAGUCUAAGACCACCCAGGUGAAGUGCCAGGCUCCCUCCCAGACACAAAUUUCCUGUGUUCAAUGCCAGGCUCCAAACCAGUCUGAGGUUUCCUACGUGCAAUACGAAGUCCCAUGCCCUACUCAGACUUGCUAUGUACAAUGUGCUCCAGUUUGUUAUACUGAAACUCGUUAUGUGGAAUACCCAGUCCAAACCUAUGUACCGGCUCCAGCUCCUCAGCCUGUCCAUACUUAUGUAGAAUGUACCCCAGUGAGCCAGACUCAGGGAAGCUUCUCCACCCAGUGCCAGUAUCAAGGCUCCUAUAGCAACUGCGGUCCCCAAGUCCAGUCUCGGGCUUCCUAUGGCAACUGCGCCCCCCAGCGUCAGUCCCAGGCUUCCUACAACAGCUGCGCCUCCCAGUUCCAGUCUCGGGCUUCCUACAGCAGCUGUGCCCCGCAGCGUCAGUCCCAGGCUUCCUACAACAGCUGUGCCCCUCAGUACCAGUCGAGGGCUUCCUACGAUAGCCGCGCUCCCCAGCAACAAUCGCAGGCUUCAUUUAGCACUUGUGCACCCCAGUGCCAGGCCCAGGGUUCAUAUGGAAGCUACUCCGGGCAACGUCGGUCUCAAAGCAUAGGCCGAUGCCUCCCUCCUCGCCGGCUGCAACCUUCUUACCGCAGCUGUUCCCCGCCACGACGUUCUGAGCCCUGUUACAGCAGCUGCCUGCCAUCACGGUGCCCUUCAGGUUCCUACAACUACUGUACCCCACCCCGCCGCUCUGAACCCAUCUACAACAGCCACUGUCCUCGAGGCCGCACUUCAAGCUGCUCUCAGAGAUGUGGACCCAAGUGCCGAGUAGAGAUCUCCUCCCCGUGCUGCCCCAGGCAAGUUCCGCCACAAAGAUGUCCUGUUCAGAUUCCUCCCAUCAGAGGCUGCUCUCAGAGCUGUGCCCCACAAUCCUCUUGUGGAGCUUCCUGCCCAGAUCUGAGGCCACGUGUAGAGCCACGUCCAUUCCCAAGGUCCUGUCCACCACAGCGCAUUGACCGAUAUCCAGAGCCAUCUAGGCAGCGAUGCCCUCUUCCUGCUCCGCGUCCAUGGCCUCGCCCAGAACCAUGCACAAUUCCAGAACCCCGCCCACGUCCCCCAGUACGGCGAUUUUCAGAACCUUGUUUGAGUCCGGAACCACGAGCAGCUCCAUGUCCUGCUCCAUGCCCAGCUCCACGCCCAGCUCCACGUCCAGCUCCAAGACCUCGCCCUGUGCAGUGUGAGAAUCCAGGGCCACGUCCAUGUCCACAACCCUGUGAGCGUUCAGAGCCAAUUCCCCUUCCAGCACCCUGCUCAAGCUCAGAGCCAUGUGGGGAACCUAUUAGAUGUCCCAGUCCCUGCUCCAGCCCAAAUCCAAUUCCAUUCCCACAAGACCUAGGCUGUCAUGAGUCCAAUCCAUGCCGUUUAGACACGGAAGGCCCCAGCUAUGGCCCAUAUAGUUGCAACCAGGGGCAAGAGAGUGGCCCAGGCUGUGGACCUGGUGAUGUGUUUCCAGAGCCACAGGGUAUAGGUGGUUGUGGAGACCAAGGAAAUACCUUUGCUGGUGUGAAAGGUGGGGCUUACUCAGGAGCAAAGGGUGCCUAUUUUUAAAGGGACUGAGAUGCCCCCUAUCUCCUGCUUGGAAAAUCUUGCUCUUCCUCUCCCUCUUCUGCAGCAACAAUUUCCAAUGUGUUCUUAUUUGCAUCUCUCCAAAGACUUGUAAAGUCUCCCUGCUUCAAAGGUGAUGUACAAACUCCUUUUCAAAUGAUCUGAGGUUCCAACCCUUGGUCUUAGACAUCUCUCCAGCAUCACAUUGACUCCUUCCCUAUACACAUCUUCAACCAUAGCCAGACCAGCCAGGCCACCAGGGUGCUUGGAUAUUCCUUAUAACAUUCCUUAGGUGUCCUUGCCUCCAAACCUCUGCUCACUCCUUCUCCUUCUGCUUGAAUCAUUUCUCUCCAGUUACCCAGCAUCUAAAAUCUAGCCAAUCUUUCCGUGUCUCUUCCUUGGACCUUUCUGCCUGUCCCCAGCCUUAGGAACCUGUUCUAUUUCCUAGGACUUGUUGCUCUGGCCAUGCUAUCCAUUUGACAACUGCUUUGCAACAUUUCUUGAACGGUUUUUUACUUUUCAGGUGUGUCUGCUUUAUAUGCCCAGCUAGAUUGUAAACUCCCAUCCAAGUAGAGUCAAAAUAUCCCUAAAUUUCUGUGCCUAUCUUGGGACAGGCAACUAUUCACCAAGACUUGUGGGUCAGCAGCUUGAGUCAUGUUCUAUCCUGAUGGACAACUGUAGAAACUGAGGCAAGAGGAGUCCACAUAGCAAUAAAGAUCUUGAUAAAUUCGC